AUGGAAAGCCCCAUCACGGCUCCAUUCGGCCAAUGGAAGAGCCCAAUCACCUCAACCUUGCUUGGUGCCGACGAUGUUCAGUUUGAAACCAUCGCGACAUCCAAUGGGAAGAUUUAUGUCGUUGAAUGUCGCCCCAAAGAGCAGGGCCGAGGCUGCAUUGUCGAGUACUCAGGUCCUGAAGGACGCGAUGUUCUACCGACCAAAUAUGAUUCCCGCACCAAGGUCCAUGAAUACGGCGGUGCGUCGAUGAUUGCUUUCAACGGCCAGAUCGUCUUCACGGAUCGGGAGACACAGGAUCUGCACCAACUCGAUCCGUCCACCGGCCAUGUGGAGCGGAUCACCAAUACUGACAUUGCUCUCCGCUAUGUGGGCACGUCUGGUUUGGCCGACGAGCAGGCGAAGUGUGGAUGGGUUUUGGCCAUCGAAGAGGACCACUCCAAGCCACUGGCGUCAGAGAUUCGGAACCGACUCGUGGCUGUUAACCUGCAGUCAAAGGAAAUAGUCAACAUUGCUUCCGGCGACGACUUCUACAGCGCAGCGCAGUUCUCUCCUGAUGGUAGCAAAGUAUGCUGGACUCAGUGGUCCCACCCGGAUAUGCCAUGGACAGGAGCUCGUUUGUACCUGGCUAAGUGGGAUAACGGCAAGGUCACAGAUGUUCAACUUGUGGCAGGCGUUCCUGAGAAAGAGAGUGUUUCCCAGCCCCGUUGGGGCCCCGAUAAUACAUUGUAUUUCACGUGUGACUGCUCAGGGUACUACCAACUCUAUCGUUUGAACGCCGGCAGCUCCAAAGGCCAAAGGUUAGCCCUCCGUGGCCUGGAAGAGGUGGAGUUUUCGCAGCCUGACUGGCGCUUGGGAGGCUGCACAUUCGUGAGUCUGACUCCAACCUCAAUGAUCGCUUCCUAUACAAAGGACGCUCGGUGGAGCUUCAUCUUGAUCGAUUUGACAAACGAUACCUGGCACGACCUGAACCUGCCAGUCGAAACAAGCUUCAACACCGCCUACAUACUGGACAUCACUGAUACCCAACUCAACACAAUUAAAGCAGCUUCUGAUUUCCCCAUGCCGGCUUCCCUUGUCUCCCGACCGGAGCAUAUCUCUUUCCCCAGAGUCCAUGAUUAUCAAGCGACUUCUGGGACACUUCCCCCUUUGAUUGUGUGUCUCCAUGGCGGGCCGACAUCUCAAACCGGGACUGGCCUGAGUACCACAGACCAAUACUGGACUACUCGAGGCUAUGCUGUUGUUUGGGUCAAUUACGGAGGUAGCUCCGGGUAUGGCAGGGCAUACCGGGAUGAAUUGAACGGGCAAUGGGGUAUCCUCGAUACUGCAGAUGCUGCUAGCUGUGUGUCAUACCUAGCUUCAACAGGCAAAGUCGACCCGAACGGAGUCGGGAUUCGUGGCGGAAGCGCAGGAGGCUACAUCGUCCUACAAGCUCUGUGCGACUACCCUAAUCUCUUCUCCGGUGGCAAUUCGCUGUACGGUAUAAGCAACGUCCGAGCUCUUUGCGAACACACCCAUAAAUUCGAGAGCCACUAUGCUUUUGCUUUACUGUUUGAACCUGGCGCGAGUGAAGCCGAGAAAGAACGCAUUUUCAAAGAACGCAGUCCCUGCUUCAAGGCGGACAAGAUCACCGCGCCGAUGUUGUUGCUGCAGGGAGACGAGGAUAUGGUUGUUCCCCUGGGCCAGGCGGAGGAAAUGGUUGAAAUGAUGGUCAAGGUGGGCCGUCAUCCUAAGCUUGUGGUCUUCAAAGGUGAAGGGCAUGGGUUCCGACAGGCUAAGAAUCGUAUUGAUGCCGUGGAAGAGGAGGAGAAGUGGUGGAAGAAAAGCUUGCUUAAGCUAUAG
This is a messenger RNA of Penicillium cinerascens, 1839 nucleotides long. RefSeq names its product S9 family peptidase. Bases 1 to 1839 code for a protein of 612 amino acids. Gene Ontology annotation, biological process: proteolysis. Gene Ontology annotation, molecular function: serine-type peptidase activity. Lineage: Eukaryota; Fungi; Ascomycota; Eurotiomycetes; Eurotiales; Aspergillaceae. The transcript has 7 exons. The record is from RefSeq and is a predicted model, not a curated record.